Prunus avium (sweet cherry) is the source of this 633-nucleotide messenger RNA. Its product is annotated as putative germin-like protein 9-2. The record is from RefSeq and is a predicted model, not a curated record. Gene Ontology annotation, molecular function: manganese ion binding. Lineage: Eukaryota; Viridiplantae; Streptophyta; Magnoliopsida; Rosales; Rosaceae.
AUGGCUGCUGCUGCGAGGAGAUUGGUUCAAUCACUUAUCAUAUUAGUACUUGCGCUGGCAAUGGCAACCUCCAAAAGGGCACUAGCAAGUGAUCCUGAUAUCAUUUCUGACUUCAUAGUCCCCCUGAAUUUCAACGGCACGAUUGAUGGAUCCUUUUUCACAUUCACUGGCUUUCGUGGCAUUUUCGAUCAAGCUCCCAAAACAUUGAAGGGGUCAAAAGCAAGCCUGGUUGAGUUCCCUGCCCUGAAUGGUCAGAGUGUGUCAUAUGCAGUGCUUCAAUUUCCUCCAAACACACUCUUCCCACCCCACACCCGCCCGGAUGCAACUGGACUUUUGUUCCUUGUUGAUGGUUCCUUGGAAGUAGGGCUAAUCGACACGAAAAACAACCUAUACACUCAAAAGCUUCAAACUGGAGAUCUGUUCAUUUUUCCUAAGGGAUUAGUCCAUUAUCAGUAUAACUCGGAUCCUCAAUUGCCAGCCACAGCCAUUGCAGCAUUCGGAAGUGCAAGUGCUAGAGCAGUUACCGUGCCGCCGGCUGUUUUCACCACUGGCAUUGACGACGCCAUCCUUGCCAAAUCAUUUAACACUGAUGUUGGCACCAUUGAGAAGAUCAGGGCUGGCCUCACUCACUAG